AUGGUGAUCCAGCAGUAUGCGCGAUAUCCGCCGGCGAUGGAGUCAACGCUUCAGAGUGCCUCCUCCCUAGGGAGUGCUCGAAGCCAGAUUGACACCAAUAAAUCGCCCCCAAUGCAUCGCAAGGAAACCCCUAGAAGCCUACAGUCCUCUCCACGAGGAAUACGCUCAGCUAUACCGCCAUCAUCCGCUGCGCGAUCUGGCCUGUCCAUGUCUCCACCAGUUUUUGACGCCAUGCGUCAUCCUCAGAUGAAAGGAGCAGCGGAUCAAGCUGAAUCUCGCAAUCUACCAUCGCGGGACGUGACUGAUGAUACUAUCGACGAAGCCUACGUUUUGUUCAUUUUCUACUGCAAUCCUAACGUGCCUUCCUCCGUUGAUACCUCGGAGCUCCGCAAGACGUUUCGUUGUCCCCCGCGGAGUGAUGGCAAGAGCUUUAGUGUUUUUACUCUAUUUGAACUUAUUCGAAAACUCGACAAUAAAGAGCUGAAGACCUGGAUCCAAUUGGCGAUUGAACUGGGCGUUGAGCCCCCUUCAAUGGAAAAGAAGCAGAGCACGCAGAAGGUCCAGCAGUAUGCGGUUCGGCUCAAGGUAUGCGCCAUCCCCUUUGAAGCCCUUCUGUAUCUCUAA
Messenger RNA from Penicillium canariense, 624 nucleotides. RefSeq lists its product as uncharacterized. The record is from RefSeq and is a predicted model, not a curated record. Lineage: Eukaryota; Fungi; Ascomycota; Eurotiomycetes; Eurotiales; Aspergillaceae. Gene Ontology annotation, molecular function: DNA replication origin binding. Bases 1 to 624 code for a protein of 207 amino acids. The transcript has a single exon.